Molecule: messenger RNA, 1284 nt
Organism: Symbiodinium sp. CCMP2592
Lineage: Eukaryota; Dinophyceae; Suessiales; Symbiodiniaceae
Source: the annotation of a GenBank genome assembly
AUGCCGCAGGAAGACGGCGCGGCACAAGCAGAUGCCGACGGGAUGAAGGACAUGUCGCAGAAAAUGCCGACACUGGGAAACCGGAUCAUGGUGCGGAAAGAAGGCUGGGUCGCGCUGAUACUGAGCGGCACAAAAACCAUGGAGCUGCGCAGCCAGCCAGCAAAAACAGGACCAAUCUGGAUUGGAUUCGAAGGUCGCGUCUAUGCCCACGCAGAAAUUUCAGACUGCAGGCAGAUGUCGCAGGAGAUCUACGAAGAAACCAGAGCACAACACCGCCACAUGGGCAGAAUGAACCAAGGCGACUCGCUGUACGGCUUGGUGCUGACGAACCUCGUCCAACUAGCGCAUCCAAUCGACUACUACCAGAAGCCCGCAACGGUGCUCUGGGAGAACUUCAGGACUGGACCGGAAGAAAAGCUCCCCCACCGCAGAGCUUCAAAGCGCGCACAAGAAAUGCGGGCUUUACAAGAUGCUCGCGAGGAUGACGAAACCUCGGAAAUCGACGAGAGCCCGGGUGCAAGAACACAGAAGAAGAAGAUCGGCGGGGAAAAGACGGCGGAGACGCCACGCGGCCAAGCACGUAGCGACAAGGAGCAUCAACAAAAAGACGCCGGCCUCGCAAAUCCGCCCUCCCGCCAAUGUAGACGAAGCCCGACCAGGAAAAUCCGAGCUCCGCGUACCAGACGCCCAGCUGCAGCAAAAGUGGCGAACACCCACUGGGAACGGCGCCCCGAACACGCAGUCCAGCGCGAAGAUGGCCAGCAAGGAGUCCAGGACACGGAGAAUGCCACGACGGACAGCGACUGCUCCACAAAGGCCCGCACCGCCGCUGUGCCGGCUGCACAGGCCACGCCACCAGAGAACGCGACCACUGCCUUCGUGGAUAGUGAGCCGCAGGAACUUGGUUGCGACUACACUCUUCAGGAAGAAGUACGCCAAUUCGUCAGAGCAGUCAUGUACCGCGAGCUGGAACAAGAACAGCUCGCAUGGUGGCAGUACAGCCUGAAGGAGCGCUGCCGCUACCACCGCUUCCCAUGCCGAACGUGGUUCGAGCUCGUCUACACAUGGCGCCCUGCUAUACACUCUCCAGAGCCAAGACCCAACGAAAAGGCGGAACGACCACAGCCGCAGGAGGUUCUCGCGGAAAGCUUCUCACAUCCACGAGGCCCGCAGCCUCAACACGCCCCGACCUACAUCAUCCCGUGCUACAUCCCCGUCCUGCUGAGCUACGAACACAACGGCUCCUCUGCGCAAAAACCCGGCACUCACAUCCACAGAGUUUGA